Messenger RNA from Zea mays, 1975 nucleotides. RefSeq lists its product as uncharacterized. The record is from RefSeq and is marked provisional. Bases 904 to 1815 code for a protein of 303 amino acids. NCBI's taxonomy places the organism in Eukaryota, Viridiplantae, Streptophyta, Magnoliopsida, Poales, Poaceae. Gene Ontology annotation, biological process: regulation of DNA-templated transcription. The transcript has a single exon. Gene Ontology annotation, molecular function: DNA binding; DNA-binding transcription factor activity.
CCACUCCCCCCAAAAAACCUCGCCAAACCCCCAGAAACUCCCAUCCCAUCACCUCCAUCCUCCGCACCACUCCUCCCCCUCCACCUCACGUCGCCACCGCACCGCCGCCGUUUCCCAGCUCUGCUCUCACAGGGUCUCCUCCUCGGCUUUCUCCACGCCACGCCACGCCACACCGCCGCUGCCACCUCCCUUCCUUCGUCUCCGGCCUUGUUCUUCGAGCCUUUUUCUUUAUUAUCGUCGGUGCUCCUGCUCCAGGACCUUCCGAAGCUAGCUCCCCGCUCCCUCUCGCCGAGGAGCCCGGAGUGUCGCUCACGGAGCUCGAAAACCGUUAUAGCUACAGCGUCCCCGUCGGGGCCGCGGCAGCAGCGCCUGCGUCCGUAGUACUACGAACUCGGCAGGGGACAACAGGACGGGCGCGCGGCCUGACUGCUGCUGCCUCUCUCUGCUUUCAGCUACUCGUAGCUGCUGCUGCAUUUCCGCUGCUCUUUUUAAAGAGCCCGUCGUCUUUACUGCGGCCAUUCCCUCCUCCCCCUUUCUUCCUCCGAUCCCCUGCGCCCCGGUCUGCCUUCCUGCUCGCAUCGCCUCGCCUCCCUCCCUUCCCGACCCUUUCUUUGCUCUUUAUUCCCCUGCCGAUCCGCAGUGCAGGAGCCAGGCAGGAGGGAAAUCCACCCGGCCGUCCGUUCCGAUCGCGCGCCCCCCCUGCAGCUUCUUUUCCUGCUGGGGUCAGGGUAGCAGCCUGCAUGCAGGGCCUGGUUUGGUUGGGGUUCUCGUGUCAUCUCAACGCCAGGGAGGUACUUGCUCGUCUGUCUCUCCUUGCCUGUGCGCUUCGGUUAUUAGCUAGCUAGCUUGGGUCUAGUCUAGUGUAACUCCCGGCCGCCAUCUUUGCUGUACUUCGUUCGUGCCAUGUCGCGCUCGCGCACGGUGCGGAUCUUCUGGGACGAUCCUGACCUGACCGAUUCCUCCGGCGACGACGAGGGCUGCGGAGCCCGGAGGGUCGGCAGAAUGGUGAGGGAGCUGGCACCAGCACCAGCACCAGCACCGGCGGCUCUUCCCGUGCCGGAUCAGUGCAACCCCGGGGACGGCGACCGCGGGAGGAAGGCCGGCGUCGCUGGUCCCGGCGUGUGCAGCGGGGCGCGGAGACGGCUGGCCAAGGGCGCCGGUGGCGCGGCGAGCACCAAGUUCCGCGGCGUGCGGAGGCGGCCGUGGGGCAAGUUCGCGGCGGAGAUCCGCGACCCGUGGCGCGGCGUGCGCGUCUGGCUCGGCACCUUCGACACCGCGGAGGAGGCCGCACGCGUCUACGACGCCGCCGCCGUCCAGCUCCGCGGGGCCAACGCCACCACCAACUUCUCCGCGUCCGCCGCCACUAACUGCGGCUCCGGCUCCGGGGCCGGGGCCGGGCAGGACCCGGCGACGACACCGGCGGCGGGCUACGAGUCCGGCGCGGAGUCGUCGCCGACGUCCGUGCUCCGCAAGGUCCCCUCCCUGUCCUCCCUCGCCGAGGACGACUCGGACGCGCCGGCCGCCCAGCGCCGCAGCCUGGCCGUCCUCGAGGAGGAGGAGCUGGGCGAGUUCGUGCCGUUCGAGGACGCGCCCGUCUACGCCACCAGCGGCUUCUGGGACUUCGAGCCCGACGCGGGGUUCCUCUACGCCGAGCCGUCGUCGCCGGAGGCGUCGUGGAAUGCCGCCGCCGCCGUCGCCGAGCCCGCCUCGUCUGACGACGCGCCCAGCUGGGCCGCGUCGCCGGUGCAGGAGAACGACUACUUCCAGGACCUGCGCGACCUCUUCCCGCUAAACCGGCUUCCCGCGAUUUUCUGAAAACAGGCGGACGGUGAACGCCGGAACCGGGAACGGCGCCGUUGGUCCGUCGUCGAGAGUGUGUUGUGUCUCGUGCCUACGUGCACUGUGUACUUGUACGCCUUUCCCACGCUGUUCGUGUUACUAUCUUCGAGUCGAUGAGAAAUGUAAUAUGCUGCCG